UACAAGAAGCAGAAAGGCUGAGGAGCACGAUGUUUGACUUCAUAUGGAUUCAAAUGUUUUCAGUUAUGAUACUAAUGCUUCAGUUAACAGCAGCAGUAACUGAACACUAUGGUGUUGUUGUCAGAGUUGGAGAUGAAGUCACUUUGUCUUGUGGAAAUGUGACAGAUGAUCAGGAUAAAUGUAAUGCAACUACCUGGCUCUUCACUAGUUCUAGUAACACAAUAGCAAUAACACUGUUUGAACAUGGAGACAUUCACAAAAAUGCCAAAACUAAAUCACACAAACUGAGUGUGACAGCAAACUGUUCUUUGGUGAUAAGGAACGUCUCAGCUGAGGAUGUUGGUCAGUACAACUGCAGAAAGUUCAGCAAAUCAGAAAAAAAACAAGAUCGAGAUAUUCCAGUUUUCCUCUCUCUUGUUAACAUGACUGCACAUAAGGACAAGAACACAGUGACACUGAGCUGCUCUGUGCUGAAAUACAGUAAAUGCCAAUACACAGUGAAGUGGCUCUAUAAGGAUGAAGAUAUUGAUAACAAUGCCAAAGACUUUGAAACAUCACAGUCCACCUGUUCAGCCAGUGUGACCUUUACAACUUCUCAUAAUGUUUACACAUCAGAGAAUUAUGAGGUAUUCAAAUGCCAAGUGAGAGAGGGUAAAGCAAUGCAACAGUUCUCCUUCAGGAAUCAUCCUUUAAGUGACCAAACUGGAUGGUGGAAGUUUAUUCUUGUGGGCUUGGGUGUAGCAGCACUCUUCAUCAUUGUUGUAACGUUCAUCAGAUGGAAGAGAACUAAAGAAAACAAUCCACAGAUGAGUAAAAACACAGUUGAGCCUGAAACUGCUGUUAGCUAUGCCACCAUCAGCUUCACAAAGAAAACUGCCAGUAAAGCCCAGGUAAGCUGUCUUUUUGUCUAAAAAGGAAAUGUCUCUUAAUAAUACAAAUGCCUCAUAAAAGAGACGAAAAUGUGUCAACGUGCUAAAAACUAUCAUGUAAAAUUCCAUCCCAAAAAAAGUUGAAAAACAGUCGACCAACUUUUAACAAAAAGUCCUCAAACUGAACUUAUUCUGAAUCACUGCUGUGCUUUUAUUCCAUUUUAAAUUUGGGUUCUGUUAAGAGAUUUUCAAAUGUUUCAAGUAUUAUUCCCACUGCCAUUUGUACGUUAUUGAAAGUUUAUCUUUAAUUUUAGUGUUAAUAGUUGUUUACCCAUUUAUUCUUUCCAUUUAAUCGUAUUUUACUGCUUCACUAGAAGUGAAGCUGAAGUAAAGACAAAAGCAUAGUGUUCUCAGAUAUGAUUUACCCAGGACAUCUCCUCUGUACCUGGUUCUCUACGAGCCGUUUCACUCCCAGGAAGGGGAGAGCAGGACGUUCUUAUCUAUACACUCCCAAAUACAAAGAGGGGCCCAUUCUUCAGAAUCACACACACACACUCUGAGAUCAUAAACUUCACACACACACACAUACUCUGAAACGCUAUAAAUAAAGAACUGCCACAUACGCUGGUUGUGAGCCUGAGACAGCAGCGCUCACCCAGCGUGCGCACGUUGUUACCAUCUAAA
Molecule: messenger RNA, 1553 nt
Organism: Oreochromis aureus
Lineage: Eukaryota; Metazoa; Chordata; Actinopteri; Cichliformes; Cichlidae
Exons: 6
Coding region: 30-911 (293 amino acids)
Biological process (GO): positive regulation of ERK1 and ERK2 cascade; interleukin-15-mediated signaling pathway; T cell activation
Cellular component (GO): membrane raft; external side of plasma membrane
Molecular function (GO): MHC class II protein binding; protein tyrosine kinase binding
Source: RefSeq, a predicted model, not a curated record